UUAUUUCACCCUCAUCCUUCUUAUAUCGUUAUUUUCUCCUCUCCACCUUAAAUCUUUCUUCUGGCGUCUCUUCAAAUUCCUAUCUUUUACAGUGUCCUCCCUACCUUCUAGGCACCACGCUCUCCCCUCUAGACACACACCUAUGUUUGUACACACCUGUCCUUUUUCGUUCCUCCCCUCCAUAUAAUACUGCUCUGAUUUUCCUACUAUAUAACAGCCCCUAUCCUACUUGCAGUUAAUGCCAGUCUCAGUGGGAACAUAGAAGGUGACUGGCAUGACCAAUGUAGUUUGUGGCUUGGAUCUGUGCAUUUACCUUACCUACCUACCAACUAACAAGGCUGUGCCAUACCCACUACCAAGGCCAGUUUCUGCACUAAAAUAUUGAAUGUUAGAUACUGUGCUCCCUUUAGCUAUUUAGACCGGGCAUUGCUAUAUCAUGUACUGGCACUUUCCAUUGCAGACACCGUCACACACAGUAUAUUUGCUAAAUUUGAAGGGACAGUCAGGUCCCAAAAAAAACUUUAAUGUUUCAAAUAGGGCAUGUAAUUUUAAACAACUUUCCAAUUUACUUUUAUCACCAAUUUUGCUUAGUUCUCUUGGUUGAAAGCUAAACAUAUGAAGGCUCAUAUGAUAAUUUCUAAGUCCUUGAAGGCCGCCUCUUAUCACAUGCUUUUUUUAUUUGCUUUUCAUAACAGGGGAGAGCUAGUUCAUGUAAACCAUAUAGAUAACAUUGUGAUCACGCCCGUGGAUUGUGGCAGACACUGCACUAAUUGGCUAAAAUGAAAGUCAAUAGAUAAUAAAAAAAAAUGUCGUGAUCAGGGGCUGUCAGAAGAAGCUUAGAUACAAGUUAAUCACAGAGAAACAUAUCCUUUGUAAAAUUUGAGACUACAGUUCUACUACCUCCACUGAGGAUGUUUCCUCAAAACAGACCUCCGACUCAUCUGCAGGCUUCGGUAGCAGCAGGGGCAGGAUCUGCCCCCCCUCAAAGCCUCAAGCUCACUUACCCUGAGACCCUGGAUAGAAUAAAAGAAGAGUUUCAGUUCCUGCAGAGCCAAUACCACAGUUUAAAGAUGGAAUGUGAGAAGCUUGCAACAGAGAAAACUGAGAUCCAGCGACAUUAUGUUAUGUAUUAUGAAAUGUCUUAUGGGUUGAAUAUUGAAAUGCACAAACAGACGGAAAUUGCCAAGCGUCUGAAUGUUAUCUGCGCUCAGCUGGUGCCCUUCUUGUCUCAGGAGCACCAGCAGCAGGUGGUUCAGGCUGUAGAAAGAGCCAAGCAGGUUACCAUGGCAGAGUUGAAUGCUGCCAUCGGGGUACGUUUCAUCCCCCCUCAGCUGACCGUGCACCAACUGCAGGCUCAGCACCUUUCUCACCAUGCACCCCCAAUCCCCUUAACUCCUCACCCGUCCAGUCUACAGUCCUCCAGCCUAGCUGCUGCCACAAGUGCCUCUAGCUUGUUGGCCUUGUCUGGUGUCCUCGGCCUGCAGUCCCAGCUAGCUGCCAAAGAGGGGCUUGCCGAUGCAGAACACAGAGACAGAGACCCAGGGCCUAGCUGUGUAACUCUCCCAAAUGGGGAACGCGUGCGGACUCUGUCAGAUUAUCUGAACAGCAACAAGAAGCGUAAAACAGAGGAAAAAGAUUUUGGCACAGACUAUGGCAGUGAUGCUGACCGCAGUGAGGAUAAUCUGGUGGUGGAUGAGGACCCUUCCUCCCCACACAGUGUCCAUUCCUACUCCUCACGGGAAAAUGGUAUUGAUAAAUCUUCUCUGCAGAGGAAGGAUCCUGCCCCUGCUAGUCCAAACUCUAUGACCUCAUCCAGCAGUGUGUCCCCCUCCAGGAGCAAGGACCUCCCCACGCAUGUAGAAAAGGCUGGGACACCGGGGCUGAAGUCCAGCACUCCAAAUUCUCAGAGCGAUAUGAGUACCCCUGGUCCAAGUGGGUCCAGUACACAGCAGUUCCGACCUGGUAAACAAACCAUUGACCCUCUAGCUUUGGGGCUUCGUUCACAACUGGGUGCACAGGGUGCAUAUCCCGCAGCUUUCAGCAUUGCUCACCCCUCUGUGAGUGGGGAGGGUGCUGGAGCUUAUGCCGGUCUUCACCUCAUGUCCCCACAAAUAAACGGAGCCUCCACUGCUGGAACCUACGCACGGUCUUCUCUAGUUGGUUAUGACCCACAUGCCCAUAUGAGAGGACUGGGAGCUGCCAUGCCCGGAGCUGCAUCUGGAAAGCCGGCCUACUCUUUCCAUGUCAGUGCCGAUGGACAGAUGCAGCCGGUUCCCUUCCCACCAGAUGCCCUGAUUGGCUCAGGCAUUCCACGGCACGCCCGCCAGCUGCACACGCUGAAUCACGGGGAAGUGGUCUGUGCUGUGACCAUCAGCAACUCCACGCGCCAUGUGUACACAGGAGGAAAAGGCUGCGUGAAAGUAUGGGAUGUAGGCCAGCCUGGCACCAAGACACCUGUGGCACAGCUCGAUUGCUUGAAUCGGGAUAAUUAUAUCCGCUCAUGUAAACUCCUUCCAGACGGACGAAGUCUAAUUGUUGGUGGGGAAGCAAGCACGCUAUCAAUCUGGGAUUUGGCAUCCCCCACUCCAAGGAUAAAGGCUGAGCUCACCUCUUCUGCACCUGCCUGCUACGCCCUAGCCAUAAGUCCAGAUGCUAAAGUCUGCUUUUCCUGCUGCUCUGAUGGAAAUAUUGUGGUGUGGGACCUUCAAAAUCAAACACUUGUCAGGCAAUUUCAGGGCCACACAGAUGGCGCCAGCUGUAUAGAUAUCUCUCAUGAUGGCACAAAGUUGUGGACUGGGGGUCUGGAUAACACUGUGAGAUGCUGGGAUCUUAGAGAGGGCAGACAGCUCCAACAGCAUGACUUUAACUCUCAGAUCUUCUCCCUUGGCUAUUGCCCCACAGGGGAGUGGUUAGCCGUUGGAAUGGAGAGCAGCAAUGUUGAGGUUUUACACGUUUCCAAACCAGACAAAUACCAGUUACAUCUUCAUGAGAGCUGUGUCCUUUCCUUGCAGUUUGCAUCCUGUGGUAAAUGGUUUGUAAGCACUGGGAAAGACAAUCUAUUGAAUGCUUGGAGGACACCAUAUGGAGCUAGCAUUUUCCAGUCUAAAGAAUCCUCCUCAGUCCUCAGCUGUGAUGUUUCAACUGAUGACCAGUUCAUUGUCACAGGUUCCGGUGACAAGAAAGCCACAGUGUAUGAGGUCAUCUACUGAGGUCCUCUCCAACCUUGUUCACUUUACCAUCUCCCCACUUCAACCCUGGGGACCCCCUCUCUCUGCACGGAUACGCAGGGGUGCCCCUCUGUCCCUUGGGUUAGUUCUGUUUUUAGGUGUAUAUUUUAUCUGUACUGGGCAGCGUGUAUUUAAUAAUAAAACAGGAGAAAUUUAA
Molecule: messenger RNA, 3384 nt
Organism: Bombina bombina (fire-bellied toad)
Lineage: Eukaryota; Metazoa; Chordata; Amphibia; Anura; Bombinatoridae
Product: transducin-like enhancer protein 1
Exons: 21
Coding region: 912-3209 (765 amino acids)
Biological process (GO): negative regulation of canonical Wnt signaling pathway; regulation of DNA-templated transcription
Cellular component (GO): nucleus; transcription regulator complex
Molecular function (GO): transcription corepressor activity; protein binding
Source: RefSeq, a predicted model, not a curated record